This is a messenger RNA of Physella acuta, 6212 nucleotides long. RefSeq names its product golgin subfamily A member 1. Gene Ontology annotation, cellular component: Golgi apparatus. NCBI's taxonomy places the organism in Eukaryota, Metazoa, Mollusca, Gastropoda, Physidae. The record is from RefSeq and is a predicted model, not a curated record.
UUUUCCGGAUUCGUAUUAGUAUAGUAAAACAAGAUCUGGAAUAAAAUAUUAAAAACAGUAUUUUCAUUCGAGUACUUAGUAUUUAGAAUUAGCUAGUAUUGAUCUAGAUCCAGUAUUCUAGAUAUUACACGAGUCGUCGCACACAACAGUUAUGUUUGCGAAGCUCAAGAAAAAGAUAGAAAAUGAAGGAGGUGCAAUCCUUAAUUCAGAUUCUCCUGGCAAGAGCAGAAGAGAUUCAGUGACUAGUCUCCCACAUGCUGGGUCUUUUCAACAUCUAGGCCCAUCUCCCCCAGGUAGCAUAGCCAGUGAAGAUUCAUCAAUGAGGGAUGUGAUGAACCCAAGAGAUGAACUGACCAUAUUGUUGCAGAGAAAAUCUGAGCAGUGUAAGAAACUGGAAGGCAAUAUUAGUGAUUUAGCAGCACUGAUAAAAGAUAAAAGUAAAACAAUAGAUAAACUUGAACAGACCAUCAAACAGCAUGAAGAAGCAACAAACAAGAAGCUACAGGAGCAGAAAGAAGAGUUUGAAAAGUACAGAGAUAAGCUCAUUGAAGGCUACCAGAGUGACAAACUAAAACUGGAAAAGGACAAAAGUGAGUUAUCCAGGCAAUUGGUAGCUGCUGAGCAAUACAAAGCCCGUUAUUUCAAACGUGAAGAAGAGAAUGAUGAAUUUGAAGGGCUGACCACUCAGGAGUUGGCCAAAGUUAAACAUCUGCUACUGAACACUGAGGAAAUACUGGUCACAUGUCGCGCCGACCUGGAGACCAAGACCCGUCAGUGCCACGCGGCUGAGUCGCAGGUGGAGAAGCUGACAGAUGAGAUAGGACCACUCAGACAGAGGCUGACUGUACUGGAGGCCGACAAUUUGAAAUUAAAGGAAGAAAAUGGAGAAAGAGCUGAGCUAGUGAUCUCCCUUAGCAAGGACAAGUCUGCUUUUGAAAAAAGGCUGGAUGAGUUAAAUAAAGAAAUGCUGGAGAAAGACACUCAAGUAUCAAAACUGCAGGAACAGUUGUCUGACUUGGAUGGGGAAUACAAAACUUUGAUCAGGAACUCAGAUCUGCAGAGAAAUAAGACAAGCAAAAUGGUCCAAGAGAAAGACGACCAGAUUGACACGCUCCAGGAGAGAGUGAAACUUCUGGAACAGAGGAUCUCGGACUCCGGCCUAUCUGGAGAUGACCGCCUGACAGCACUGAGUGCUGAGAGGGACUCCAUGGAGCAGAAACUUUCAGAGGCCAGGCAGCAGUUAACCGAGGUCAAGUCGACCUGGAGUGAUAAAAUCAGCCAUCUUGAAGACCAGAUCUCUCACCUGAAUGCUAAAAUUGUUGAGGAUAGUGAAGAGCUAACUAACUACCAAAAGAUGACGGAACAAAUCAAGACGAGCUUCCAUAAACAGGUUGAAGAUUUACGUUCUAAACUUGAAGAGGCUGAAAAUCGAGCGUUGGAGAAUCUUGAACUUGCCUCAUCAAAAGCUAGCCAUUAUGAGAAACAGAUUGUAGAACUUGAAAUGGAAUCAGCCAAACAGAAGCAAGGAGCUGAAGAAAAUGAGAACUUGUUGCGAGCAAAAAUUGGAAGCCUUGAAUCCCUUGUGUCAGAGUUGGAAGCUGCUAAACAAAAACUUCAGGAAGAGAUGAACUCUAAAAUUGCACAUUAUGAAGAAAAAAUUGCAUCCCAAUCAGCCACAGAAGCAGCUCUGCAAUCUGAAAUCAAUCAGCUGAAAGAGGAAGUAGACAAGUUGAUGGCUGUUAUAAGUGGAAAGGAUAGUGAAAUACAAAGUCUACAGAAACAACAGGCAGAAACGGAAACAACUGCCGCUGAACAGAAUAAUGUUAUUUCAUCCUUAAAACAACAGCUUGUUGAUAAAGAACAUGAACUGAAGCAAGUUGAGAAGAAUAAAGAAGAUCUAGAACAAAACUGGCAGGCUGCUGAAAAUGCUAAAGGAGAUUUGCUGGAUAGAAAUGCAGAGCUUCACAAACAAAUACAUUCAAUAAAAUCAAGCAGCAGUGACACAAUUCUGGAGCUGGAGAGAAGCUUAGAGCUGAAGUCAAAAGCCAUGGAAUCCAUGGAGAAAUCUGAGAGAAGUCUUAGACAGAGGUUGGAAGCAUUAGAAAAACAGAUUGAACUGAAUGAAAUAAUGAAAGCAGAGUCUGGUCUUUACUCAAACAGAAUUGAAGAAAUGAAUGACACCAUUGCGUCUUUACAAUCACAACUAGCUGAGAAAAACCGGACAGUAAAAAAGCAGGAGCAAACGUUAAAAGACUUGCGAACGACUCUCCAGCGUGAAUUCAAAGUCCAGUCAUUGCCUAACGACGAGGGGCUGGACCAGACAGGCAACAAUACUUCAUCCACUUCCCCCUCCCUGUCGCGCAGAAUAGACAGCUACCAGCAGCAACAGUUCUACCAGCAGAACUCCCACCAACCCAACUCCACCCGCAACAGCUCCUACAACAGCCCGUCUGCCGCUGUGUUAGCAGUUCAGUCUUCGUCAAACACGAUGACCCUCACGUCAUCAUCGUCUUCUGUGCCGUGCGGCGCCACUGAUGCGUUAACUGUACACACAACUAAUGUGAAGAGAGAUUUGGACAAGGAUGUGAACUUUUUGUACCUGAAGCAUGUGGUCUUAAAAUUUAUGUUAAGUCGGGAAUCUGAGGCAAUACAACUAAUUAAAGCUGUUUCUAUGCUGCUAAACUUCACUAUACAAGAACAGCAACUCAUAAAAGACACCUUGGAGUGGAAAAUGUCUUGGUUUGGUCACAGACCUCCCCUUGGUAAAGGUCAAACAUCAAAGGUCAUACCACCAACAUUAUAGCAUUACUUAGCUAGUUUUUAUUAAAUUAAUGUAUGUAUAGUGUGAAACUUCUAUUGCUAUCAACCACCAAUUGUGAAUUUACACAAAUAAUGGAAGCAAAUUGCAACAGGAUAUUGGUAAAUUAGAGUUUGUAUUUUAAUUUUUAAGUUAUUGUUUUACAUUAAAAUAAAUUUUAACUUCUAAAUUAUGUAUGACUUUUUAAAAUGCCCUGCAAACUUUUCUGUUUUUUUAAACAGUUUAAAAAGUAAAUCCCAAUGUGCUAUUAGAAUCUAUUUAAUUUAUAUAUUUCAUGGCAAGCAAAUCUUUGCUCUUGUUUGUUUUUCUGUAUUUUUAAAAAAAUAUUUAUUUAAAGACGUCAAAAAUGCCAAAACUGUCAUGGUUGUGUGGAGGAAGUACAAAGAAAUUGUGAUAAAAUGUAUAGAAAACUGUUAUAAUAUUUUUACUGUCACAUUACUCAUUCAGUUUUUCCAGCAGUUUAAAAUCUAGAAUUACUUUUACCUUUCUUUCACAAUUCUUGGACGAUCGUUGAGAGAAUUAUCUCUAAAAAGUAAAAAGCAUUUUGCUUGUACUUAGUUUAUUUGUGCAUUAAACCACAUAUUCUAUAGAACACAAUGAUACUAAACCUGUUAAAGCUAAAGUUAUUUUAAGAAAUAUUGUAAAAAAGGUUAAGUGUUUUAAAAUUUCCUCAAAAAGUUUUGAAAUAAAAAUAAAUUAAUGAUUGGAGCAUAUAUUUUCUAAUGCUUACUUAUCAUUAAACUAGUGAAUUUUAUCUUAACAUUUUCUAAAGCCAGUGUAAUAUUUAACCAGAAAAUUACUUUUUUUAAAAAUAUUCAAUAUUAAUGGGCAAUUUUUAAAGGUUUAAUUUAGAAAUGUGUAUCAACUAAUUUUAUUCAGAAAUAAUUUAGUUUUUUUUUUCUUUCUAAUCAUCACCUGAGUACUUUUAUUGCAUAGAUCAAUGUAAAAUUUCUUUAUUUGAAUAUUCAGAAAUCUUUGGAAUGAUAAAAUUACUUUGUACUCACAGGUUGGGAUUUUAUUUUAUAUUGUAGGCUAGAAUGGCAGUUGUUACUUGAAUAAAAAAAAAAUUGUAGUGACUAUUGACAAUAGGCUUGAUAUUUAAAACAUUUAUUCCAAGUUUUCCCCUUCUGAAUAGAUUUUAAAUAACAGCUUGGAAGAAGUGGCAAAUAAAAGUAUUUAUAUAUAUGAAUUAAGUGUUAGUUAAGAUAUAAAUCCAUGUAUUUGCAUUACAAUCAUUUACAAACAAUUUAGAAGAAGGAGCUUGUAUAUUUUUGUCAUUAACACUUCUAUAAUUUAUUAUGUCCUUUUAGUUACCUUCUGGUUGUGAAAUAUUUUCUUUUUUUAUUCUGUCAGAAUUUACCUUGGGAGUGAAAUGUGUUCACAGUCUAGAUGCUUUAACAAUUAGAUCAGGGGUCUCCAAACUACGGCCCGCGGGCCGGAUGCGGCCCGCUUGGUCCUCUCAUCCGGCCCGCGGAGAUCUUUUUGUCCAAGGAAAAAUCGUUUGUUGGUGAUAGCUGAGGAACUUUGCCCAGAAAAAUCAAAGACAUGUCUGGAAGAAACUGGCCCCCGAACUGAAAAUUUAUAGUUAAUGUGUCUCUCUGACUGAAAAGUUUGGAGACCCCUGAAUUAGAUGAAUAUCAUCCAGACUUUUUUCUUCUGUCAAUACAAUAUUUCAGCUGACAUUCAAAUUUGCUUCACUUGCUCAAAAAAAACUGGCAACCACUAUUUUUAGUGCUUUUUUUCUAUUGGAUUUUCACAGUAAAAAAUUAUAUUCAGUUUUACUUAUUAGCAUGUGAUUGUCAUAGUAGCUACACGAAGCUAUUACUUUUUUUUAUUGAUAAUCCACUUGAACUGUUGUAAAUAAAUAUUUUGGGUGUUGGUUUUAAUUUUUGUUUUGUUAAAAAAAAUGAUGUUCACUGCUGCUAACUGCCAUGCUUUAAGAUAAUGCAAGACAUAAAACCGUGGUUUGUUUCUAUCAUUAAGUACAAUUGUAAACUAUUGUCAUUAAUAAGGAGAACUUUGUUAAUUUGUGUAAUAUGGUAUCCUGUACAUAAUUUUUACGUGGUCAACCUCAUAUAGCUGUCAUGCUUGUGGUGUGGUUAUUCAUACACUGUGGUCAUUUCUUAUAGCCUGGUCAUUUUUAUGGUGGGGGCAUGCUUUAAGCCUGGUCAUUAUUAUAUUGCCGUCAUGCAUAUUGUCUGGUCUUUCUGAUAGCACUGCAUACACUUUGUUACUUGUGUGGGCAAAUGCUCCUAACACUGCAUUUACACUUGCGACUUGUAUAUCAUGCAUGUCUAGAAUAAAAACUCACAACAAGUAAGUAGGCCUAUACAUUUUUCAUAGGGAAAAAUGUUUUUAUUAACACUAACUUGUGAGUUAUUUUUUUCUAGACAUGUAUAGUAUAGAUAAAAAAAAAAUAAACACUCUGAUUGAUAAAUGUGGUGGUAAUGUAGUGUAGUAUUAACAAGUCUAACCCUGGUGGGUUUUGUGAAUAUACAGUGGGGUCAUUUCUGUUUACAAAAUGUGCACAAAGAUUCUAGUCAUGUGAUCUAUUGAUAAUUAUUUUUUUUCAUUACAUGGUGAUAAUUCUAUUUUAUAUCGGUAAUGCACCUACUUUUUGAAAUUAAAGAAAAACAUUUUUCUUUAUAUGGUAAUUUUACAAAUUAACAUAACAGUUACAUUCAAUGAAAAUUAAUUUGGAUACAUUUAAUUUUUUUAGUUGGGUAGAGACUAGCCAAAUUUCUUUAUUGCAUUUUACUUUUGCUAAUUUUAAGCUAAAAUUAAUAUUAAAAUUAUAGUUAGAAUGCACAAGUAUAACUUCCUAUAACUUUUAAAAUUUCUUGGACUAUAUUCUGUACCUGUGUCUAACCCUAGACUUUGAAUAAAAAAGGUGGGCUAUAAGCAAUUUUAUUGAGUUCUAAAGACAUGUCCAUCACAUUUAGACAUUAUCACUGCUAGUGUUUGUAAAAUCUUGAACAGUUUCAAAACAGUAUACCAUUAAUGUUUUAAAAGUUCUUAUAAAUUUUAAUUUUUAUAAAUUUAUGUUUUAAAAAUUAUUAUUUCAUUAAUGGUUUUGUUUUAUUCUUUAUGCGCAGUCAGAUAUAUCUUUAAUUUUUUGUGCGUGAUCUCUUCUACCUAUUAAUAUUAAGCUUAAGUUUUGUUCUAAAUUUUUAAAAGUAAAAUAUUUAAUCACUUUCAGACCUUUUUGAAUUUUUUUUUAUUUACAUUAAUUGGUUUGCCUCUUGAAGUUUCCCAUCAUCUAUACAUUGUAAAUGGUUGAUUAUAAUUGUAAAUAAUUAAUGGGUGAUGAUUUACAUGAUUUAAUGACAAUGUUGCAAUAUAUAUCACAAUUAAACGAUGAAAAAAAUACAAUUGUCUUUAUUAAAUGAGCACA